UUCCGUGUUUUUUCUCAAUUCUGUUGUUUUACUUUGUAUACUGUAUCUUUUAUUAAUUUGUGAUUAUGGUUGAGGAAAAGGCAUCAUUCAACGAGAUGGACAAAAGUCGAAGUGUUAAAUUGCUGGUCGAGAAGUUCGAGCGCAUGAGCAUGCGAAAGGUUCAUAUUUCGGGAGCACCCCAAGAUUGGCAUUUAAAGGGCAUCACCGGUCGGGUUGCUCAGACCAUAGCCAAGUUUGAGCAUAACAUAUUUCCCUAUCGUAUUGGCAAUGGUGCGAUUGGAAGGGAUCAGGCCACAGAUCGCUGGGUGGCCGUGCUCAAGGAGAAAAUGCUUCGACAUGUUCGUCAGCAGAUCGAGACUGAUUAUAGUGAUAAUCUAGAUGAUGAAGAAGUCUUGCAGAUUGGCAAUUAUGUCGAGAGUAUGGAGGUGCUAUCAGAGCAAGAACAUAAAAUCAAACCAACAGAAGCCUCAAGCGAUGACGAGCUUUCAUUAAGUUCAAAAAAUAUGAAAUCCGCACCUAGCUUCAAUGGGUUUAGUUUGAUUAACAAAGAUGUGCAGUUCGUGCGGUCGAGCAAUAGUUGCACUUGGUAGAUCGACAGUCUAUCGUUCAGAUGAACCAAUUUUAUGGAUUUCCCCAAGGAACGAACCAGCUGAAAUUCCCCGCUAAACUAAUCAACUGAUUGCAAUGUACAUCUACAAAAAUUCAAGUACUUAGUUGAAAAUAUCUAUAGUCUUAAUUGGGGUUGAAGAAAAAAUAGCAAUAAAAGAGAAAAUACUUUCAAAAAAA
This is a messenger RNA of Drosophila innubila, 786 nucleotides long. RefSeq lists its product as uncharacterized. NCBI's taxonomy places the organism in Eukaryota, Metazoa, Arthropoda, Insecta, Diptera, Drosophilidae. The record is from RefSeq and is a predicted model, not a curated record. Bases 66 to 590 code for a protein of 174 amino acids. The transcript is spliced from 2 exons.